Symbiodinium pilosum is the source of this 1455-nucleotide messenger RNA. The record is from the annotation of a GenBank genome assembly. NCBI's taxonomy places the organism in Eukaryota, Dinophyceae, Suessiales, Symbiodiniaceae.
AUGGCUGCUGCGCCGCCGCCUUCGCGGCCGCAGCGUCCAGGAGCCCCGCGGACAAAGUUUGUGCCGCGCAGUAUCGAGGACCAAGUCCGAUUAGCAUACAACACACCCACGCCUCAUGUGUACCGGCCGACUGAUCCGCGACAUCCGGAUAUAGCAGAGCCGAAACCGCAUGGCAAGAUCAGCACGUCCAAGCACCCGUCAACGCUGGACUAUGUUUCAAAGCACAAGAGCUUUGUCCCUGGUCCGACCUACGUCCCGCCACCUUGGGCGAAGAUGGGCAAGCCGUUCUGUCCAGAGGGUGGACGUUUCAUGCUAGAGGCUCACAAGCCGCCAAGCUACUUCGAUGUGGCUCCUAAGCUUUAUGAUGCCAAUCCGCCUCCCGGAUCAUACGACGCAAAAGGCUCCGUUGAAGUCAAAGUUGUCGGCCAGCUCGUGUACAGAUACGAAAGUGCGACCAGCUCGGAGACCAAAGCGCUGAUAGCCAAGGUUGUUGGAGAUCCUGAAGAGGUUCCUGGUCCUGGCCACUACACGUUACCAGACCCGCUUCCUUUGGCAGCCCCUCCAGCUUUGAAGGGCCGGAUGCUGCCCUACAGCAUGCCCCACCCUUACGCAUACAACUGCGCACCGGAUCACACUCGAAGCUUCCUGGAGCCUGUGCGACAGCGCAACAACGGGGACCAGAUCUUUGGCACAGGUUGGCGCCAAGGAGCUGCUCGGAGAGGCGACAAAGCCAAGCCUUCUCCAAAGGAAGACCAGGUGCAGCUGGCCGAACUCCCUCCUGGCGUAGGCGAGGAAGAGAAGCCUGAAGAUGAUGGGGUCGUGCAUUGGAGGUCUGGCGGCUUCUCCCUCAAGAAGUCGCGCUCAGCCGCUGGCGUGUUAAGAGCUCCAGAUAUUGACCAAGAAGUCUUGGAGGGCGUCGGGAAGUUCUACCCGCCCUUGGCGCAGAAGCAUCAGCGAUGCAACUCGCAGUUCCUGCCCAUGUCCAGUAGAAGGACGGAGUCAGUUCGAACUCGUGGAGUUUCUGAGGAAAACCAACGCCUUGGGCAGAGCAAAUGGAAGCUGAGCAAAGCGCUUGCAGGAAUCGAGCACGCGACCAACGCCGCACUUGAACCGCUGGAUGUCGACAAAUUGAAGCAGCACGCGAUGAAAGGCUUGCGCGAUAAGGCCAUCAAUCGCAUGAAGCUUCAAGGCGUGAGCAAGGACCAGCAGGAGGUGAUCUUGGAAGAAAUGGAUGCCUUGCUGCGCGAGCGCUCCGAAAGAGUCAAGGCAGCUGAGAUGGAUUCCCAGGAGUUCGAGUUGCAGGAGGAACUGGCUGAAGAGUCGCCUCCUCCCGUUCACGAACCCCAAGCAGCCACGGAGACGCAAGAACAUGCUCAGGAGCAACUUGAGGAUUCUGAAGCCGAUGCUGUCCUCACAGACGGUGCGCACCUGGAAGACACACAGCCUGAGGAGUGA